AGGGAGAGACUGGAAAUGAGAUUCUUCUAGUGAGAGAUGGGAGGAAAGAAAAGAUUAAAGAGAGCGUAGAGAGAGAUGUCUGAAUGGAAACAACUCCAGAUAUAUCACCAAACCCUAACCUCUCUCACCUCACUCAAAUUUCUUAUCUUCUUCACCUUGUCUUAGUCUUUAGAUUCACGGAAAAGCUUCUUAGAUUCAAAAUCCCAGAGAGAAAAAAAGAAAAGAUCCAAUCAAGAAACAGAAACCCUAAAAUAAAUCAACCCAAGAAGAGGGAAGAAUUUCCCAGAAAAAGAUACAGUUUCCUCUUCUUCUCCCUCUUUGAUUCUCUCUCUUGUUUUCCCUAGGGUUCUUUUUCAAACCCAUCUAGCUUUUUUCCCACUUGAUUCGAUUUUACAGGCAGACCCAUAUCCCAAAAGCUCAAAAAGCUCAGAUCUUUACCCAGAAAAAAAGAUAUACCCGACUCGUGUUUUGUGUCCGUAUAUAUAUAUAAACACAUCUCAUAUACCCAUAUUUGUGUAUAUACAUAUAAGUGGAAACUUGGGAUAUAACAAAAAUGGGGAGGGGUAGGGUUGAGCUGAAGAGGAUAGAGAACAAGAUCAACAGACAAGUGACGUUCGCUAAGCGUCGAAACGGGCUGUUGAAGAAAGCUUAUGAACUCUCUGUUCUUUGCGAUGCCGAGGUUGCUCUCAUCAUCUUUUCCAACCGUGGCAAGCUCUACGAGUUCUGCAGCUCCUCCAACAUGCUCAAGACACUCGAACGGUACCAGAAGUGCAGCUACGGCUCCAUUGAAGUGAACAACAGACCUGCAAAAGAACUCGAGAACAGUUACAGGGAGUAUCUGAAGCUGAAGUCCAGAUAUGAGGGUCUGCAUCGUCAACAGAGAAAUCUCCUUGGAGAGGAUUUGGGACCUCUGAACUCAAAGGAGCUUGAGCAGCUUGAGCGUCAACUAGACAGCUCUCUUAAGCAAGUUCGCUCCAUUAAGACACAGUCCAUGCUUGACGAACUUUCUGAUCUCCAAAACAAGGAACAAAUGUUGCUUGAAGCCAAUAGAGCCUUGUCAAUGAAGCUGGAAGAAAUGGUCGGAGCAAGAACUCAUCAAUUUGGAGGGGCAUGGGAAGGGAGUGAGCAGAACGUUUCGUACGGGCACCAGGCACAGUCACAGGGACUAUUCCAGCCUCUUGAAUGCAAUCCGACUUUGCAAAUCGGAUACAAUAAUCCGGUGUGUUCAGAGCAGAUGGCUGCAACAACACAAGCUCCUGUCCAAGCGGGUAACGGCUACAUCCCUGGUUGGAUGCUCUGAUGCCGAGACAACCUCAAAGAACCUUAAAGAUCUGAAAAAAGACAGAAUGGAUUUUUUUAUGGUGAAGAAGACUACUUGUCUAUGCAAUUUGACUGCUUCAAAGGUAUAUAUGUACUGCUAUAUAUCCUGUUUCCAUAUGCAUAAGUCUGGAUUUGUAGACAAAAGUGGCCUAAGACUCUCUGUUCCUGGAUUUUAAUGUUGUGUGAAAUGUCCUGUAAACUUUUAACAUUUUCCCGGACUGAUAUUCUGUUCUUAUCUAGAACUUAGCGCUUUC
Molecule: messenger RNA, 1574 nt
Organism: Tarenaya hassleriana
Lineage: Eukaryota; Viridiplantae; Streptophyta; Magnoliopsida; Brassicales; Cleomaceae
Product: developmental protein SEPALLATA 1
Exons: 7
Coding region: 554-1300 (248 amino acids)
Biological process (GO): positive regulation of transcription by RNA polymerase II
Cellular component (GO): nucleus
Molecular function (GO): protein dimerization activity; DNA-binding transcription factor activity, RNA polymerase II-specific; RNA polymerase II cis-regulatory region sequence-specific DNA binding
Source: RefSeq, a predicted model, not a curated record